AUGACGGACGCUGUAGACAAGCUCGCGGACCAGGUCCAGGAGCUGAAGCUGGAUGUGACGAAGCUCACACCGCUGAGCCCCGAGGUCAUCCGCAAUCAAGCGACCAUUAACAUCGGUACCAUUGGCCACGUCGCUCACGGUAAGUCGACGGUGGUCAAGGCGAUUUCCGGUGUGCAGACCGUUCGUUUCAAGAACGAGCUCGUGCGUAACAUUACGAUCAAGUUGGGUUAUGCCAAUGCCAAGAUCUACAAGUGCCAGAACGAAAAGUGCCCUCGCCCGCAGUGCUACCAUAGCUACCCGUCGGGCAAGGAGGAGCACCCGCCAUGCCCUGCGCCGGGCUGUGGCCACAAGCUGGAGCUGCUUCGCCACGUAUCGUUCGUCGACUGCCCAGGCCACGAUAUUCUUAUGGCUACCAUGCUGAACGGUGCUGCUGUCAUGGACGCAGCGCUGCUGCUGAUUGCCGGUAACGAGCCGUGCCCGCAGCCCCAGACGUCGGAGCACUUGGCCGCGGUGGAAAUCAUGAAGUUGCAGCACAUUAUUAUUUUGCAGAACAAGGUCGAUCUGAUCCGCGAGCAGGCCGCCGAGGAGCACUGGAAGAGCAUCGUGUCGUUCGUCAAGGGCACUGUCGCUGAUGGCGCCCCGAUCGUGCCGAUUUCGGCGCAGUUGCAGUACAACAUUGACGCUGUGAACGAAUACAUCGUGAAGCGCGUGCCUGUGCCGGUGCGUGACUUUACGGCGACGCCGCGUCUGAUCGUCAUUCGUUCGUUCGACGUGAACAAGCCUGGUGCGGAGAUUGACGAACUGAAGGGCGGUGUCGCUGGUGGUUCGAUUCUCUCGGGUGUGCUGCGUUUGGGCCAGGAGAUCGAGGUGCGCCCUGGUAUUGUGACCAAGGAUACAGAGGGCAAGAUUCACUGCCGUCCGAUCUAUUCGCGCAUCGUCUCGCUGUUGGCCGAGCAGAAUGAGCUGCAGUUUGCCGUGCCCGGUGGUCUGAUUGGUGUGGGUACCAAGAUUGACCCGACGCUCUGCCGUGCAGACCGCUUGGUCGGUCAGGUGCUUGGUGAGGUCGGUAAGCUCCCGGCGAUCUACACGGAGCUCGAGAUCAACUACUUCUUGCUGCGUCGUCUGCUUGGUGUCAAGUCGGACGACAAGAAGCAGACCAAGGUGCAGAAGCUCGCGAAGAACGAGGUGCUCAUGGUCAACAUCGGCUCGACCUCGACGGGUGGCCGUGUCAUGAGUGUCAAGGCUGACUUGGCCAAGAUCUUCCUUACCUCGCCGGCCUGCACAGAAGUCGGCGAGAAGAUUGCCCUUUCGCGUCGUAUCGACAAGCACUGGCGUCUCGUCGGCUGGGGUAGCGUGCGUCGUGGUACGCAGCUCGAGGUCGAGAGCUCGGCCUAA
Molecule: messenger RNA, 1395 nt
Organism: Malassezia pachydermatis
Lineage: Eukaryota; Fungi; Basidiomycota; Malasseziomycetes; Malasseziales; Malasseziaceae
Product: translation initiation factor eif2 gamma subunit
Exons: 2
Coding region: 1-1395 (464 amino acids)
Biological process (GO): formation of translation preinitiation complex; positive regulation of translational fidelity
Cellular component (GO): eukaryotic translation initiation factor 2 complex; cytosol
Molecular function (GO): tRNA binding; GTP binding; GTPase activity
Source: RefSeq, a predicted model, not a curated record